ACCAAUUAAUAAUAUAUGAUCAGUAAAUCAAAUAACAUUUGUGGGACAGUAGUAGUAGUAGUAGUAGUGGUGAUGGUUUGGCCAACGGUAUUGAUACUACUGUUACUAGUGUUAAGUGAUGACCACCAUAUUGGCGGCGGCGGUGGCGGCAGCAGCGGACAAGUGUUGGCCGCAUCGGUAAUCAAGGGUAUCGAUUGUCCGACCGAAUACGGUAAUGAUAAUACCCAACUAAACAUUGAAUGGGAAGCGUUAGACUGUGCCCGUAGUAAAUGGUUUACGCCUAUUACCGGAUCCGAUCCUGAACUUAGACAUUGUUGUAGUCGUGUCGAUGAAAUCCAAAUGAGAUAUCAAUUGUUUUAUAAACUGUGCACAAUUAGCUCACCAAAUGAUGCCAACCUAACCUAUUACGUGGAUCUAUUAGAUCGUCAAAAACUAUGCAAAUCGGAUAAUCAUAUAGACUAUGAUAAGUUACGGUGCGAUAAACAACCGGUCGAUUUAGAUAACGAUGAUUGUCUGUAUUAUAGACAAAAAAUUUUGAAUGAAACCACUGGUGGUAUCGAUUGUACGACUGAACCAUAUAAUGAUAAAACCCGACAAAACAUUGUUUAG
Oppia nitens is the source of this 609-nucleotide messenger RNA. RefSeq lists its product as uncharacterized. NCBI's taxonomy places the organism in Eukaryota, Metazoa, Arthropoda, Arachnida, Sarcoptiformes, Oppiidae. Bases 16 to 609 code for a protein of 197 amino acids. The record is from RefSeq and is a predicted model, not a curated record. The transcript is spliced from 3 exons.